UAUAAAAUAGGAACCGGAUCAACCGCGGGUCGAAAGCAAGACAAACAUCAGUAUCCCACGUUCUUCCUUGUUUUUUUCACUUCUCUCUCUUUCUCGAAAACCGGUCACCUGAAACUCAAACGCCUCUCUGAAUCCUCGCUGGAACCUGUCAAUAUCUUAUAUCUCCGGCGUCUGUCUCACGGAUCUGUUCACGAUGAGCACCGGCCAACUUCUCAGCAUCGAGCCUCAAGAGCUCCAGUUCCCAUUUGAAUUGAGAAAGCAGAUCUCGUGUUCCCUAAACUUGUCCAACAAGACCGACAAUUAUGUGGCUUUUAAGGUCAAAACGACAAAUCCAAAGAAGUACUGUGUAAGGCCAAAUACUGGAGUUGUGCUGCCUAGGUCUACGUGCAACGUUGUUGUUACAAUGCAAGCUCAAAAGGAAGCGCCUACUGAUAUGCAAUGCAAAGAUAAGUUUUUACUUCAGAGUGUGGUUGCUAGUCCUGGAGCUACCACGAAAGAUAUAACGGCGGAGAUGUUUAAUAAGGAAUCUGGGCAUAAUGUUGAAGAGUGCAAGUUGAGGGUUGUUUAUGUUGCACCUCCUCGGCCUCCUUCCCCUGUUCGAGAAGGAUCUGAGGAAGGCUCGUCACCUAGAGCUUCAGUCUCGGACAAUGGUAGCUUUAAUGCUGCUGAACUUACAUCUGUGUCUAGAGCUCAUGUUGAUCGGCAUGAAACUCAAGACAACUCAUCUGAUGCAAGGUCCCUCAUUUCCAAGCUAACUGAGGAGAAAAACUCUGCCAUUCAGCAAAAUAGCAAGCUUCAGCAAGAACUGGAACUGUUGAGACGCGAAGCCAAAAGAAACCAAAGUGGUAUUCCAUUCAUUUAUGUAUUUCUUGUGGGCUUGAUCGGCAUCAUUUUGGGAUACCUAUUGAAAAGAACAUGACCACCACCGAGUUACACAUUCUUCGUUGUUCUUCGAUGCAACUUCCAUGGCUGGGAAAAGAAAAGAAAUUUGGAAAAUUGGUAAGUGGUAGCUUAUUCUGCCCGAAUGUAGUGCACUGCUUAUUGGUCUGUAUGGAGGACUAGCAAAAAAAAAAAAAAAAUGUGAAGAGCAUUGUUUGUUCAGUGUAUUUCCGUGCAUUAUUUAGGAAAACUAACUCUUUAUUGCUGAUGGUAGGGGUUAAAAUCUAGGGUUUCUCGUUCAUGCGCUUUGAUGGAUUGGUUAUAAAUCAGUCGUAUCUUUAGAUUUUUUA
This is a messenger RNA of Gossypium arboreum, 1229 nucleotides long. RefSeq names its product vesicle-associated protein 1-2-like. Gene Ontology annotation, biological process: endoplasmic reticulum membrane organization. Gene Ontology annotation, cellular component: plasma membrane; endoplasmic reticulum membrane. Lineage: Eukaryota; Viridiplantae; Streptophyta; Magnoliopsida; Malvales; Malvaceae. The transcript is spliced from 8 exons. The record is from RefSeq and is a predicted model, not a curated record. The coding region runs from base 194 to 919 and encodes 241 amino acids.